AUGAMAGCUCAUGCCACUGAURUUCACCGCAAUAKUCACAGCAGGGAGGAUGAGUUAGAGARAGUGCAUGAAAAGGAUGAAAUUGAACAUGAGACACACUUGACGRCAAACACUACUCACUCCAAAGAAGACCGAGAUCAUUUGGAACACAGAGGGGAAGAAGUCGAAAUYGAGGGAGAUAUUGAUCAUGGCACCGAUAGAGAUCUUUACUUUGACGGAUAUYACAAGGGUUAUGAAGAUGGAUAUGYAGAAGCGCGAUAUCAUAUGGAUACAAGCCAUGAUGAUGAUGGUGAUGAUUCACAAGGGCAUGGGAUGCAACAGGACAGCCAAAAUGAACUAGACUGUGGAACAGUUGCUGAUCAAACCUUUGUUUAUGACAAGGAUAACUGCCGUCUCUGUCAAUGUAUUAAAGGAAGGGCUCAUUGUGAGACUAAGCCCAGAAGCUGUAGAAGUGAUAAACUGGAUAACAUGUGUUCUUUUAUAAAUGGUGAGAUGGUUCUCGAAUCAACUGCGCACUAUGAUGGAUGUAACUACUGUGUUUGCAGGAAACGCGAAUGGGUCUGCACUCGCCUUCGUYGUCACGGUGCGCAACACGAUUAUGUCAACUACGCCGCUUUGAUGGAACGUACGAGUGGAAUCGARAGACAUAUCGACAUUUGUAUGGAGUGUGACAGAGAACCUGUGACGCCAGUAUGUGGUCCUGAUUGGAGAACUUAUCRCUCCUUAUGUCACGCACGCUUCUGUGGAAACUAUGACAUUGACGAAAUCAUUCAGGGACCUUGUAACAGAGCCAAUCCAUGUGAAAAUGCUGAAUGCGCAGCUGACGAGAUAUGUGUUCCAUUCCCCCGCGGUCCAUGUUUGAGCACCAAGACACGCGGUGGCCACCCCGUGGUACUAUGCAAGCAGCAUAAGUGUGUUUCAACAAAAGCAGAGUGUUCUGAUGAUACACUACCAAGURAGGUGGUUUGUGGAGAAGAUGGUCAAACCUAUCCAUCAGAAUGUCAUCUGGUUAAGAAGUCUGUAGCUUUUGCUUAUAGAGGACCGUGUAGAGCAGCCUGUAUGACUGGUAAUACACAGGUUUGUGGAACGGAUGGCGUUCUCUACCAAUCUGACUGUCACGCAAAUCUUCUUAGCCGUCACGUUGAUUACCCAGGAACAUGCGAGAGCACGGUAGCCAAGCCAGAAGUGGUGAAUGYGGAUGAUGGGAGCGUUGURUACGUCAAUAGAAGAUGCCGUAAAGUGCAUGAGAAUAAGCGGUGUUCGCAUCCUWCAUGUUCGAUUACUGUUAUYCCAGAAGGAAGUUGCUGUCCAGUGUGCGGCGCCGCAGUAAGCAUAAGAGUAGACAGGGACAUCGCAAGCGAUCUUCUSGACUUACCCCUUCUCAAACCAUCUGUGGACUUCACUAGUCUAGAAACCAUCCAGUCAUUUAUUCGACGCAUUCAAGACCCGCAACAUUUGCGCAAAUGCCGCAUGAYAAUCGAUUACACUGAAAGGAACGAUCUGUCAGUUMUCUUCACCCCAAGRCAGCCAGGCUACAUUAUAUWYUGUCAGAAAGCAGCUCAAGAUACUAUGGAUUAUAUCAACUCACACUCCAACUCUUCSGACCCGAUAGAAGCGAUGCUUGCCGCUGCUGUAGCAGCCGAAGCGGGAGCAUMCCCUGGCRCUSAACCAAAACGAGUAAAGCGAAAUGUCAAUCUUGAUCUAGUCAGGAUAAGACGGGAWGAUGAUCAUAAUAURCAUCAGRGUCACAACGGUACWGGUGUUGUUGUGACUCCGCCCCAUGGAGUGGUGUUCGGUGUUGGGGUAUAUGUUAGUCUAUACUGGUUCAUACCUACCUAA
Molecule: messenger RNA, 1839 nt
Organism: Actinia tenebrosa (Australian red waratah sea anemone)
Lineage: Eukaryota; Metazoa; Cnidaria; Anthozoa; Actiniaria; Actiniidae
Product: reversion-inducing cysteine-rich protein with Kazal motifs-like
Source: RefSeq, a predicted model, not a curated record